Messenger RNA from Phanerochaete carnosa HHB-10118-sp, 171 nucleotides. RefSeq lists its product as uncharacterized. Lineage: Eukaryota; Fungi; Basidiomycota; Agaricomycetes; Polyporales; Phanerochaetaceae. The record is from RefSeq and is a predicted model, not a curated record. The transcript has a single exon. The annotation marks the transcript as partial.
UUCGUCACCCGUGCAAACCGCUUCAUGGACGCAUAUCGUCGUGGGCUCACCGGCAAGCAAGCCGCAUGGGCUUGCAAGAAGUAUCGUGGUCACCGCGUUCUUCCAGAUACAAUCCAUCAGCAAAACCGCCAGCUCUUGGCGGCCGUCUUGGGCUUGACACGGGUGUCUUGA